AUGGAGUCGGAUCUCUCGAACGCUCAAUCUGAGGAGGAAUCCGAAAAUGGUCCUACUGCUCUCCUGGAAUCGGAUCACGCUUUAGCAAGGGCCUUUCUGGAAAGAACGUGGAGUCGACAGUGCGACUGCCGAGAGGGAACAAGCACGGCGUCAGACGGGCAAAAUGUGUUCAGCCUUCGAAGAAUGACUGAGUAUUGGCGGGGCCUCGGUGUCCCAGACUCGAUCGGCACUGCGUCUGCUGUCUCUGAGGCAGACGAAGUUGAAGAUGAGGACGAAGGGCGAAAUAUGAACACAAACACAGAGCUCGAUUGGUCCGCGAUCCUGAGCGGUGGAGAUGACCGCCCUAUACUGAAUAUUGAGAUGUCUCAAGAUGGCGCUCCAGCUAUCGAACGAACCUGGGACGUUGACAGUAUCAUCUCAUGGGCUUCUUGCUUGUCAAUCAACCGUGGUCUCUAUAUCUCGUAUCACCCUCCAGCUUCGAGGAACUUCGGCAGCAGUGUUCACGUCUUUCAUCAGAAGGACCCUCUGCAUCUCGUUCCCCACUUUCGGCUAGGCAAUGGAAGACAAUCUCCCCAGUUUGGUGACGAGCGUCGUACAUGGAUCGACCGACUUCUUCUACCAGCAGUCCGUCACAUUUGUCCUCCUGACAUUAUUCAACAUCAUCCUCGAUCUUUUGACGACGUGGAGAGCAAUGCCUAUAGUCGCCAGCGAGAAACAUGCGGUGGCAAGGUUCAAGGCAAGAUGGAUAUGCAUCACUAUCUCCCCCAAGAAUAUCUCCAGGCCAUCUGGGAACACAUGGCUCAAGAGACCAAGAAGCCCGAGAUGACGCUCGAGUUAAGCCUCGUCAAUCGCACCCUCUACGCAAAGGUGGCAUUGCCUACGCUCAACGAUAUAACAUAA
Messenger RNA from Fusarium keratoplasticum, 900 nucleotides. RefSeq lists its product as uncharacterized. The transcript has 3 exons. NCBI's taxonomy places the organism in Eukaryota, Fungi, Ascomycota, Sordariomycetes, Hypocreales, Nectriaceae. The record is from RefSeq and is a predicted model, not a curated record. The coding region runs from base 1 to 900 and encodes 299 amino acids.